AUGGAAACUAAACGACGAGAGUUGGAACAGGAGGAUUUGCUGAAAGAGACUAUUGCGGCUGCUGAGGCGGAGAAAGCGAGGGCGGAUGAACUAGAUCUGAAUGUCAAGAAUCUCCAAGCCGAUCUCAAGGCUUUGGAAGGAGUUGACAAGGAAAACACCAACCUUCGCUAUGAAAACAACCGGCUUAAAAAUGAACUUGCUUCUAGUCAGGCGGCUCAUAAAGAAGAGCUUGAAAAAGAACAACGCCGCCUGAUUGCUGAGAACGAGACCGACAAUGAGGAGCGCAUGAAGCUCGCCUGGGGGCUCAUACACCCGGACUAUGACUACGAAUUCUUCGACCUUAGGUAUAAGUAUGCCUCAGAGGUAUAUGAUGCCAAGGUGCUUGGCCUAGACCCGCCUGCUUCCUUCGAUGAGUGGGCCGGUUUGGUCGAAGAAGAGCAGCAAGAGGCUGAAGCAAUGAAGAAGGUAUCUGCUUUGAAAAAGGCGGCAGCACAGUACCGCUCGGCGGUUUUGGGCAAACGCCCAACUGAGGAGUCGCCAGCCAAUAAGUCGGCUGGGGACCGGUCGACCCCUCAGCCGCCUCCCGAGAAGGCCCGAAAGCAAGCGGGAGGGGACACAAGCACCCCUCUCCGUCCUCGUAAACAUGUGGCGACCAAACAUGGAUCGUCCCCUGCUGCCAACUUCCCUUUAGAGAAGGGUCGGCAACAGAAAAAGGACAAACGUCCUACCGAGAAAAACAAGGAGAAGGCGCCUGAUGGUGAUCAUCCUUCUCGGCCAGACCUCACUGCCAUAGCAAAGACUAUGCUGCAGGCGGUCCCUUAUCAAGAGAAGGAAAUGGCGGCUGCGAAUCAGCAAGUCAAGGAUGACCUGGAGGCGGCCAAAGAGAAAAUAAAGGAGCUCAAGCUCAAAGUCUCUGAGAACCAGGGGAAGGCCGACACCCAUGACGAGGCUGUGAAGGUGGCGGAGGACCUGAAAGCCAGCAACGCCCGCCUGAAGCAGCGCCUGGCCAACCAGGAAAAAUAA
This is a messenger RNA of Chenopodium quinoa (quinoa), 1023 nucleotides long. RefSeq lists its product as uncharacterized. The transcript has 5 exons. The record is from RefSeq and is a predicted model, not a curated record. NCBI's taxonomy places the organism in Eukaryota, Viridiplantae, Streptophyta, Magnoliopsida, Caryophyllales, Amaranthaceae. The coding region runs from base 1 to 1023 and encodes 340 amino acids.